Acanthochromis polyacanthus (spiny chromis) is the source of this 1359-nucleotide messenger RNA. RefSeq names its product ubiquitously-expressed, prefoldin-like chaperone (gene uxt). NCBI's taxonomy places the organism in Eukaryota, Metazoa, Chordata, Actinopteri, Pomacentridae. Gene Ontology annotation, molecular function: transcription corepressor activity. Gene Ontology annotation, biological process: negative regulation of transcription by RNA polymerase II. The transcript is spliced from 6 exons. The record is from RefSeq and is a predicted model, not a curated record. The coding region runs from base 268 to 750 and encodes 160 amino acids.
CUUUUCUCUUGGCUCUAACUCUAUAUUACAUUGCCGUUGAACACCGGAAGUACUUGUUGUUCUUCUUCCGGUGCAGCUCUGUUUACAUCCGCUGUUAGCAUGCUACCAUGCUAGCGCCGUGAACCAGACAGGCUGAGGAUCGAUAACUGCGCAGAAACUUCACCGUGAGCGGCGGAGAGAGACUCGAGGGGAGACCGCUGCACAUUAUUAUCACCACAUCUGAAAGAUAUUUUUUAUUUUUUCAUUUUUAUCUAGAAAUCGGUGAAGAUGUCUCCACCUGCUGAUGCUAAUGCUAAUGCUAACGUGGGACAGAAGGUGGUUCAGUACGAAAACUUCAUCAACGAAGUUCUGAAGAGAGAUUUACAGAAGGUGUUGGAGCAGAGAGACAUCGUUUAUGAGAAGAUCUCUCAGUACCUGCAGCUAAAAAACACCAUCCAGAGUCUGCAGGAGGCGGAGUCUCGGCGGCUGAAGACAGACGUGGAUCUGGGUUGUAAUUUCUACGUUCAGGCUGAAGUCGACGACUCGUCCAGAAUCUUUGUUGCCGUCGGUUUCGGUUUCUUCGUGGAGAUGACGCACGAUGAAGCUCUGAGGUUCAUCGACAAGAAGACGAGUCAGCUCACAGCCUUUACAGAGCAGCUCACCAAACACUCCGCCAAAAUAAAAGCCAACAUCCGCAUGGUGCUUGAGGGUCUGAGGGAGCUCCAGGGCCUCAGCGACGUGCCGGAGAGCCGAACCACAGACGUUUUCUAGACGUUUUCUAGACGUUUAAUGAAACCGUCUGUUCCUGAAAAUCAUCGCAGAGGACGAGGAAACUGAGCCUCUUUAUUGUGGAAGUUCUUUUAGGAUUUCAUGGAUUCAACAGAAGAAAGACGUGAUGUCAGAAACACGACACUUCCUCUUCCUGAUGAUGUCAUCACAUCGGACGCCGCCACAAUAAAAGUCUGAUCAAAUGACGAAGGCUGAGAAUCCAUCUGAUUUGAGUUUUUCUGAACUUCCUGAUCAGACUGAGGCUGAUGUGAGAAAGAAAUGUGAAAUAAUUCAGAUUUAAAGUUGAAUCAAAGCUCAGACGAAGCAGCUUCUCAUUAAUGUUGUUUUGUUUUUUUUUUACUUCUGGGGGAUUUUUCUGUUUCUGAGGAACGUUUUGCAGAAACAUAAAAAAAUAUAACAAGAUCUAAAAUUUCAAUAAAUUGCAUGGUCUGUGUUUUUCUGGGUAAAUUUCUUUAAAUAAUGUAUUGAAUAUAUUCAGAUGUAUUUGUUUGUCCUAGUUAUUUUUAAUUCUAUUUUUUUUUAGGAUAUUUUUUGGAGGGUUUUUUUUAUGGGGAAAUUCUUUAAAUACUUCAUUAAAUAUUUUUAGGAUCA